AGAGCUACCCCGCCUCAUAUGCUACCGUCAGACGACUGAGGAGGCAGAGGGGAUGGGUUCUUAUUUAGAUAAAGUUUUUGCCUUCUCUAAAGAAAGGGGGAAAUCGUCCUACGAGUGCUGAGAGCCUCAUUGACGUUGAUACUUAGAAAAGGUCAUACCACCUCUUUCGCGGCGAGACUCGGUGAUUGUAUAUUGAUUGUUGAACCAGAGGACUUUUAGAAGAUUGUUUUAUUCAUUUGGGAUCGGAUCCUAUUCAAGCACUGCGAAGAUGAAGUUCACCGAGGGGAUGUGGCGCCUGCGGGAAGGCAUUCGAAUUGACUGGAUGAACAAUGUCGAGAGACUGCAAGUUGAGAACGAGAAAGUAAACCUGCUCCUGAAUAAGUUCCAGAGGCAUCGUGGCGACACGCUUAACUCAGCGACCAUCUCUGCAAGUGUCACGUCUCCAUUAGAAGGUAUCAUUGGCGUCAAACUCGUCCAUUGGGCAGGACAAGUUGACAACGGUCCCCAUUAUCAGCUAAACUCAUCUACCGGUCACACAAAAAUCGAGCAUGAGAAAAGCUUAAAAUUGAACUAUGGCAGCGGCCCUUUACACUUGGCCAUCAAUACAGCGCCUAAUGAAUUAGAUUUUGUUUUCACGGGUGCCAAAGGAAAGCUCACUGGUCACUCGUGGAGAUCCAUCGGUUAUAUAGGCGAUCAAACCACAGAGAAGUCCCGAUGGGAUGAUGGGAUCUUCUUUGAACGUCAGGGAUACAUGCUCGCCGCGUUGGAUCUCGGCGUUAGCGAAAAGCUAUACGGUCUUGGAGAGAGGUUCGGUCCAUUCGUCAAGAACGGACAGAGUGUUGAUAUUUGGAAUGAGGAUGGAGGCACAUCAUCUGAACUAACAUACAAAAACAUCCCGUUCUACAUUAGUUCAAAGGGCUAUGGUGUCUUUGUGAACAAUCCAGGCAAGGUCAGCUUGGAGUUGCAGUCAGAGCGAACUACCCGAGUCAACAUUUCGAUUCCCGGGGAGGAAUUGGAGUACUUUGUUGUCUAUGGGAAUACGCCCAAGGAUAUCAUUAGACGAUAUACAGCUUUGACUGGACGUCCUAGCUUGGUUCCAUCCUGGAGUUACAACCUAUGGCUCACUACCAGCUUUACGACAAACUACGACGAGCAAACCGUCACCGGUUUCCUCGACGGCUUCCGGGAUCGGGGUAUCCCAUUAGGUGUUUUCCACUUCGAUUGCUUCUGGAUGAAGUCAUAUCAAUGGUGUGACUUCGAGUUUGAUUCCGAUAUGUUCCCCGAUGCCGGUGGUUAUCUUAAAAGACUUAGGGAUCGUGAUCUCCGGAUCAGUGUAUGGAUCAAUCCAUACGUUGGACAGGCAUCGCCAUUGUUCGAAGAGGGCAAAAAGAAUAGUUACUUCAUCAAGCGCACCGAUGGCUCUGUUUGGCAAUGGGAUUACUGGCAAGCAGGAAUGGCCGUUGUUGACUUUACGAAUCCUGCCGCCUGCACUUGGUUCUCAAACCAUCUCAAACGUCUAAUGGAAAUGGGCGUCGAUUCGUUCAAAACCGACUUCGCCGAACGCAUCCCCUAUAAAAACGUCCAGUAUCACGACGGAUCCGACCCAACCCGCAUGCACAACUACUACACCCUUCUGUUCAACAAAGUUGUCUACGAGACCAUGAUCGACCGGUACGGGAAAUCUAACAGCCUCCUCUUCGCCCGGAGCACCAGCCCUGGCGGCCAAGUCUUCCCAGUCCACUGGGGCGGCGACUGCGAAAGCACCUACGAGGCCAUGGCCGAAUCACUCCGCGGAGGCCUCAGUCUCAUGCUCUCAGGCUACAUCUUCUGGGCCUCAGAUAUCGGUGGUUUUGAAGGUACGCCGCCACCAGCACUCUAUAAGCGCUGGGUCCAAUUCGGUCUUCUUUCCUCACACUCCCGCCUCCACGGAUCCUCUUCAUUCCGAGUCCCCUGGAUCUACGGUGAAGACUGCUCUGAAGUCCUCCGCGUCUGCGUGAAACGCAAGAUUCUCCUCACACCUUACCUCCUCGCCGAAGCCCUAACGGGCUAUGACCAGGGUACCCCGUUGAUGAGACCGAUGUUCCUCGAGUUCCCAGACGAUCUUAACACCUACUCGCAUGAUACGCAGUACAUGUUCGGCAGUAACUUACUGAUUGCUCCUAUUUUCACGGAUGAGGGGACCGUCACUUUCUAUGUGCCCCGGACCCCUGCGGAUUCCCAAGGGAAGUGGAUCUCGUGGUUCGAUUACAACAAGACCUAUGAACCGGGUCAGUGGUACACGGAAACACAUGGAUUCGAUACUCUCCCGAUUCUGGUUAGGCCGGGCUCAGUCACUCCGAUUAAUCCGAAACUGAAAGCGCCGCAAGAUGAUGCGCUAGAUGGGCUUGAAGUCUUGGUUAAUGGGUCCCUAGCGGAUGAAGUGACUGUUCAAAUUGUCGAUCCGAGCAAGACCCAUGAGGUGUUAAAGGUGGUAAAGGUUGCGGUGAAGGGAGAUGAGGUGGUCGCUGAUGAUGCAGGUGUGAAAGUGGUUCAGAUUAGACAUUGAUCUCUUCACUUAGGAUUUGAUCAUGACAGCACUUACAGGGUUCUAGAAUGAUGUUGAUAUAAAAUAUUCAUAGAAACUAGCUAAAAGGCUGCCACAUGUUCACUCAUGUCGAUGGUGA
This is a messenger RNA of Aspergillus alliaceus, 2663 nucleotides long. Its product is annotated as putative sugar hydrolase. NCBI's taxonomy places the organism in Eukaryota, Fungi, Ascomycota, Eurotiomycetes, Eurotiales, Aspergillaceae. Gene Ontology annotation, molecular function: hydrolase activity, hydrolyzing O-glycosyl compounds; carbohydrate binding. The coding region runs from base 269 to 2545 and encodes 758 amino acids. Gene Ontology annotation, biological process: carbohydrate metabolic process. The record is from RefSeq and is a predicted model, not a curated record. The transcript is spliced from 6 exons.